Messenger RNA from [Torrubiella] hemipterigena, 2022 nucleotides. NCBI's taxonomy places the organism in Eukaryota, Fungi, Ascomycota, Sordariomycetes, Hypocreales, Clavicipitaceae. The record is from the annotation of a GenBank genome assembly.
CACCAUAGCUACACGUCGUGUGUGGCCAUGCCAACCAGCAUUACCGGUGCCACCAAAAUGGCAACAAAUCUAUGAUGAACCCUACUCGAAUCGAAGGAUCUAUAUGCGGCGCGGUGCUUUCAAAGAGAUCGGUGGCAGCAUGGAAAGUUGCAGCGGCUUGUCCUGCUUCGGGGCAAAGGAGUCUAUCUAGCAAAACUAUUGCUCCAGGCAUAGGACCAAAGCCUCAAGAGCAGCGUCUGAAUGCUUGUACGAAAAGCUCUGCCUGGAUACUUUCGACCUUUGCCCCUGGAGUCCAACCACACAGGCUCCCUACGACAGCCCGACUGUCUCUUCGCAACGCACGAUUCUCUUCAACGCAAAGCACCGCGCCACCGGAACCCAAUACAACUUCGGUUGAUACCGACACGAAGAAACCAUCAUAUAUACAAACGAAGCAACAAAUUCUAUCCUACGUUGCCGGUGUUCCAACCUAUGCAAACGUGGAUGAACAGUUUGACUUCCAUCGAGACCCAUAUCGGAGAGGCUACGCCAACCCCCAAAGCCCCGGCGUACAGAUAUCGGAUAGAAAGAAUGAUAUACAAUACCCAAGUGCAGAAGAAACUGCCAAGGCGACAGACGAGAUACAAGAGGUUAUUGCAAAACUAUGCGCGGCUAUUCGACAACGUAUGCGACAACCUCGUCGAACAUCGCUAUCCGCAAUCUAUAAAUUAUACUGCCAACUACCUGAACCACGCAUGUUGUACCUAACGUGGCAAUGGCGAACACGACUCAUGAAAGUUAUGGGUACGCCCCGAACAAAAAGCAAGUCAGGCAUGGUUCGAUAUUUUGAGCUUGUGUCCGACAUCCGAGAUGCUGGUCUCACAAUGCGACUGGCAGAGUGGAACUACGGUUUAGCAUUUGCAUCAUCAUACGCCUCAAAAACGACAUCUUAUGAGCUUGAAACAACACUGAAACUCUGGCGCGAAAUGGAGAAAGAACAUGGUCUCCCCGGUAAUGAUGUGACCUUUAAUAUCUUAUUCGAUGUUGCAGCAAAGGCUGGCAACUACGAUCUGGCCGACAUGAUCUAUCAAGAGAUGGAAAACCGUGGUAUCGACUUUAAUCGGUACCACCACGUCAGUUUAAUCCACUUCUUUGGGCUCAAACUUGAUGCGGAUGGCUUGCGCUCAGCGUACAAGGAAAUGGUUGAGUCUGGUGAAAUGAUUGACACUGUGGUACUCAACUGCGUCAUUGCCGGGCUUUUGCGAUGUGGCGAAGAAAUGGCUGCCGAAUAUACCUAUGAAAGAAUGAAACAGGGACAUGUACUGGCACCCGAUAUGCCUGAGCGAGACUAUAUGUUAGGCAGAGUCAUUACCAAGGUUCUGAUGAUGUUUACCAAGAUUGGAAAAGUUCAUCCACAAAUCAAGGAUUCGCUGCAAACCAACGUCCUCAUAUCACCAGAUAUCCAUACCUACAGACUCCUCAUCGAACAUUACGCAAUUCGAGUGGGAGACAUUGGUAAGGUAGCGCAAUAUCUGGAUGAGAUGAAGGCUCUCAAAAUCCCUGUUCACGCAACCAUUUUCCUAGCCUUGUUCAAGGGUUUCUUUUCCUAUGGAGGCUACGAGGGUUCGCUGUGGAGCGAACAACGUCUCCAAGACGUGUUGAAUGCCCUAUAUCUCGCACGAGAUGAAGAAACGUCCGAAUUCUUCAUUGACACCUGGGUCGUUAUCUGGGCACUCCGUGCGGUGAAAAAGUGUUCUUCUAUUGAAGCGGUCAUCGAUACGUUUGCUGCUCUUGAAAAGCGCUGGGAUGUCGUCCCUGAUCGUCAAGUCUAUAUGCAUGAGAUAUUCGACAACAUCUUGCGUGACAGGGACGUACAUCAGACUUGGCUAGAACUGGAUAGCUCCAAGACGAGAUCCAGUCGAAUGAGGGCAAGCUUGAACAAGAUGAUUGAUUUCUAAAUACAUAGCAUAGCCUGUACAUUAUGUAACAUUAGUUUUGAUAUUUACUUGCGUCAUCACCUGCAUAGAGCCGAAAAGGCAUUAA